GCCAUCCCCAACUCCUUCAGCCCGAACAAACUCUCUCUCCUUGCGAUUCUUACUCCUCACAGACACAAUGGCUGCUGCGAUCAAGGCUCAAUGCAGGAAGGUCAUCUGCAUUGGCAGAAACUAUGCCGAUCACAUUACCGAGCUGAACAACACCAAACCCAAGCAGCCCUUCUUCUUCCUCAAGCCCUCAUCCUCCAUUCUCCUGCCCGGCCAGGGUCCUAUCCUGCGUCCCCAGGGUACCAAGCUACACUAUGAAGUGGAACUCGCUCUCGUGAUGGGCAAGACGGUCCGCGACCUCGACCCAGAGGAUGGAAAGGGCGCGUUGGAUGCAAUUCACAGCUACCUCCUCGGAAUCGAUAUGACCGCGCGCAACGUCCAAGAAGAGGCCAAGAAGAAGGGUCUCCCGUGGACGAUCGCCAAGGGAUUCGACACCUUCCUGCCUAUCUCCCAGGAGAUCUCGAAAGCCCGACUCCCUGAUCCCCAUAAUGCCUUCCUUCGCCUGAGUGUGGGCUCUGAGCAGCGCCAGGCCGACUCGACCGGCCUGAUGCUCUACCGCAUUCCCCGACUCUUGGCGGAGAUCUCUCGGGUCAUGACUCUCGAGAAGGGCGACCUGGUCUUGACUGGUACCCCGAAGGGUGUGGGUGAGGUCAAGUCCGGGGACGUGAUGAAGGCGUCCAUCGAGGUGGACGGCAAGGAGCUCGAGGAGGGCCGGAUCGAGGUUGAGGUCCAGGAUCGCGAGGGCCGCUACCGCUACAGCGAGACCUAGACGACUGCCGAU
Messenger RNA from Aspergillus homomorphus CBS 101889, 778 nucleotides. RefSeq names its product fumarylacetoacetate hydrolase family protein. The coding region runs from base 68 to 766 and encodes 232 amino acids. Gene Ontology annotation, molecular function: acetylpyruvate hydrolase activity. The record is from RefSeq and is a predicted model, not a curated record. NCBI's taxonomy places the organism in Eukaryota, Fungi, Ascomycota, Eurotiomycetes, Eurotiales, Aspergillaceae. Gene Ontology annotation, cellular component: mitochondrion. The transcript has 3 exons.